AUGUUUGCCUUAUUUAUAUUUCACGCACUCCAGAAAACCCAUGAAGAAAAUGAUUGCCCUAAUUACCAGUAUGAAGAUGGUGUUUGUGGUCAUUUCAAAAGGGUUGAUGAAGAAGAAUUUAAGGCUUUUGAGAAGCAAUUAAACCUCGAACAUAGAGAUAUCGAAUAUGUGAUGUUGCUCAAAUUGAUUGUAGGGCGGCUAGUGAGUAUUUUGGUAUGUCUUGUUGUAGUGGUUAUUAAGAUGUAA
Molecule: messenger RNA, 246 nt
Organism: Lactuca virosa
Lineage: Eukaryota; Viridiplantae; Streptophyta; Magnoliopsida; Asterales; Asteraceae
Source: the annotation of a GenBank genome assembly